Molecule: messenger RNA, 2792 nt
Organism: Chilo suppressalis (striped riceborer)
Lineage: Eukaryota; Metazoa; Arthropoda; Insecta; Lepidoptera; Crambidae
Source: the annotation of a GenBank genome assembly
ACAGAUCGCCACAGCGGGGUCAACGAAAGGAUGCCCGAGCCCCUGUGCCUGACCAACAGAUGAGGUUUGAAACCUCACGGUACCCAGUCGAUAGAUAUUUGGUUGAAAACUCCAAAACGGUUGAAAUGGUUAACAUCAUAGAUGAUGAGAUUUGGAAUUCUGAGCCAGUAAUGAGACCUGAAGAUGAAAUAAUUCUGAAGAAACUUCACGAUAUGUUGCAGUCUACCGCAGAUGAUCUCAAAGUCCUUUCUGGAGAACUGUCUAAAAUAAAUCAACCAGGUGUGAAAGUCAAAUCACAACCAGCGCCACUGGAUGAAGAAUUUAAUGAAAAAGUUCAUAUUGAAGAAAUUGUAAAUGCAAAGUUUCACGGACAUAAAAUCGUUGAAAAACCGUUGCCAUUUUUACCUGAGUUUAAACCAAACAAAGAUGUAGUUAUUGAUAUGCUAGGUAGUAAAAAUCAAAACCAUGAGGCUAUAAACAAACAUUUGCAAACAAAUUCAACACCGUCAAAUAAAACAAAAAUAAAUAAAAACUUGAAAAUGACUCGUCUUAAAGCUGUUCAUAUCAACGAAUACAAUAAUAUAUCUAAUAAUGUGAAGAUAAAAAAAAUACCUACUGUAUCUUACGACGAGAUGAUUCACAAAAACAUGGAAGAACACCAAAAGGAAGAGAAUACAAAGGAAAAACAGUUACAAAUACAAAUAAUGCCAAGUAUAAAUAUAAGGAGUGAAAUGAAAGAGCAGAGAGUUUUUCAGUUAGAUAUUUUACCUGAAACUAUCGAAAAACCAAAAACUAACACAAAGGAUAUAAACAAUAUUGGUGUAAUCGAGAUCAUGUAUUCGCAAAUACCACAUGAAACUGUACAAAAUAAAACCACCGUCGUCACUUCUAAAAAUCAUCAAAAUUCAACACAGCUUGUUAAUAACUCGAAAUUUAAGAGUAAUAGGAAAAUUUAUAAGAUGUCUACAUACGAAAGUAGUGAAUCGACUAACAAUUUAAGUUCAGAUGCCCAUCAAAAAAUCCAUAUUAAGAAACAAAUCAAACUUUCAAGAAAACCUUCUCCAAAACAGACAGGGAGUGCAAAUAUACAAAAUAAAAAGAAUGUUGUCAAUAAACGAUCACACUUAAAUUUAGACGAAUGGAAAAAGAAGUUAAAUUCAAUUUAUGGCCAGCCCUCAAGUUCUCGUAGUAGGGGCACGACAUUAAAAUCUAGGAAAUUUUCUCCAAAAAAGUCAAAUAUUUUGAAAUCUAAUUCAAAGUCAAGUACACUUAAUAAUGGGGAAUAUAUACCAUAUAAUAAAUUAACAUUGGGAGGAGUUAGAGUAAGUGAUAUAGAACGUGAAAUAAGUGAAAUUUCUAACAAAAAUGACUUACCACUAAGUCCAAUACUAGAUAAAAUACUGAGCAGUAGAGAAAAUUCAUUCCAUAUAGAUAGCCCUAAAAAAAGAAAGAACAAACAUACGCCAAAAAUUCUUAGCACAUCCGACGAAAACUUACUUCAAGAAGUUAUGGAUAUUGAAAAGACAGUAAGCGAGACACUAUCUAAAGAUUUUAAACAUACCAUGAAAAACACUAAUUUAAACCAUCAGAAUGGAAACUUGGAUAAUGACGACAGCAAUGACAGCUAUGCAGAUGACUUCGAAGAUGAAAAGUCUGAAGGAACAGCGUCUUCAAAACAUGACCAAGAUCUAGGAAGUGAUAAUUCAGAUGUUUUUAUCGAACAAAAUAAUGAAGCCAAUGAUAAUAAAAUAAUCCGUGGUGAAUUAUCCAAUACACACACUCAAGAAGAAAAUUUGAAAAACAUGACGUUCACGAAAGAUUCCAACUUAUCCUUUAAAGACUCUGUAGACAUUUUUGAAUAUAUACAUUCAGUUGACACUCAAGAAAUGGGAACGCAAAGUAAUUCUGCUAGUAAAAUAUCUCGUAAAGAAACUCAGACUUCUCCUAGAAACGGAAAUAUGAACAUCGAACCUAUUUGCAAUGACUUGAUAUCGUCGAUCGACCCUAGAGGAGAAAUUGAAAGUUUAUUUCAGUUAGAAAAGGAGUUUAUUAAAAAGUUAAUUAUAGAUGAAUAUGGCCAAAUAAUAGAAAAUAACAUUAUGAAACCUUCUUCUUCCAAAAAGAAAGACGAUGAAGAUAUGAAAAAUAAUGUGGCGGCGUUUCAGAAAAAUACCCAAACCUCGCCAGCUCGAGUAAAAAAUGCAAUGACGUCGCCGACUAAGACAAAGACUAGAACAACGUCUCCUUUCUCGCUCUCACUCACUGUUGAUCGGCAGACAAGCCCGAUAUUGUUGACCAAUAACGAAGAGUUAAAAAUAAUAAUUGACAAUGAACCUGAUGAUCUCGGAAUUUCAAUUAAUCUAUCUUCACCACGUUUUAGUUUACGUUUGCCACAGAACUCUCGUGAGGUACUUUCAAAUUUAGACAACUACAGUGGAAUUGGGAACUCAAAAUCUAUAAUAGAUCUUGGAAACGUCAGUAAGGCAAAACAACAGUCUAGGAAUGCUGGCAGCAGCUCGAGCUCGGUAGACGCUGAUAACUCUUCAUCAGAAAUUAGUAGUUUAGGAGAAGUUAAACUAAAAUUGAAAAGAAAAUUCCGAAAGACUCAGAUCCUAUCUUUAUCAGAGACCAGUUCUGCGUCAAUUGUCUCCCAAACUAGUUCUGAUGUAAUAUCUGGAGAAAUAUUACCAUUGAAAAGUGAAGGAGAAUUGAGUUUAGGUCAAACAAAUAAAAAAUCAAGUAAGAAUAGACACAAAAACAGUGAAGGUGAGAUGAAUGUUGAUACUAUGUGA